AUGUCUCUCACGAUUGAGCCUCUUCAUCCUACAUUCGCGGCGAGGGUAUUGGGUGUAGACUUCUCAAAGCCGAUUCCAGUCCAAACAUUGGAGGCGAUAAAGGCCGCAAUUGCAAAGUAUGGCGUCUUGGUAUUCCCGGCAACAGGACUGGACGACGAAAGGCACGUCGCGUUCGCUGAACACUUUGGCGGGCUUGAGCGGCGAAAGGACACUGGGGCUCAGUCCCGGCUGAAGAUGCCUGAGUUGACUGACCAAGGUAAUAUUGACGCAAGUGGCAACAUCAUCGGCUCAGCAGAUCCCAGAGCGCAAAUCAGCAAGGGAAAUACAUUGUUCCACGUCGACAGCAGCUUCAAUGCCCAUCGAGCAAGCUAUUCUAUUCUUUUGGCACAUGAAAUCCCACCCAAAGGAGCCGGUGGCAACACCGACUAUGCCGAUACACGAACUGCCUGGGACGACCUUCCGGAGUCCUGGAAGGAAGAGCUUCUCAGUAAGAACUACAUUGCGAACCACUCCUUUUGGCACUCGCGUAAGACAGCGUGCCCCGAGUUCUUCGCUAAGCUCACGCCGGGGAACCACCCCAUGAGCAAGCAUAAAAUUGCCCAACUGCACGAACCCAGCGGACGAAUAAAUCUCUUCGUUCCAUCGCACUGUCACCACAUUGAUGGUCUGUCCGAGGAUGAGGGGAGAGAGAAAUUGGAUUUCUUGUACAAGCAUGUCACGCAGGAGAAGUACGUAGUGUCUAUUCCAUGGACGGAAGUAGGGGAUCUAGUGAUGUGGGAUAACACCUGCACACUACACAGGGGCACGCCAGUUGUUGGCAGCCAUAAACGGGACAUGCGAAGGGCGACUGUGUUGGACAGCGGCGCCGAGGCUUGGGGGCUGAAUGAGAAAGUGGAGAGGGAUUUCGCAUUUGCUCCCGAAGUAAUGGCGGAUGUUUUUCGCUCUCUGUCUAGCUAA
This is a messenger RNA of Colletotrichum siamense, 957 nucleotides long. It is a transcript of the gene tfdA-1, whose product is annotated as Alpha-ketoglutarate-dependent 2,4-dichlorophenoxyacetate dioxygenase. NCBI's taxonomy places the organism in Eukaryota, Fungi, Ascomycota, Sordariomycetes, Glomerellales, Glomerellaceae. Gene Ontology annotation, molecular function: oxidoreductase activity. The record is from RefSeq and is a predicted model, not a curated record. The transcript is spliced from 3 exons. Bases 1 to 957 code for a protein of 318 amino acids.